ACUAAUCACAGUAUUUAUAGAAAUCAAAGUAUUUUUUUUCGAUAGUCAAUAGAAAUAUUCGUGUUGUCAUCAUGAAAAGUUUGAUUUGUUUUUUGAGUUUCGUGGCAAUUGCUCUGGGCGCCUUGCAAGACGAUGUCCAACAAAUGAAUCAAAUAUUACAAAUAUGCCAAAGGAAGUGGCAAAUUCCCCAAGAUAUUCUGACAUACGGAGUUGCAAAGGCAAAACCUCAGGACAGGAAUAGGAUAGGAUCAUUUGCCCUCUGCGUAUACACGAAUCUAGGAUUUAUGAACCGACAAGGAGAUUUGUUAGAUGUACAAGUUAGAGAGUAUUACAGGGAAUCAGAUCGGGCUGGAGAAAUAAAUAUUAAUGACAUACUGACGAAAUGUAGACCACCGAGAGGAACACCAGAACAAAAAGCGUUCUUCCAUGAGGAAUGUAUGGAAAACCUUCAGGCAGGAAGUCAGGAUCAAUUAGUAGAACAGUACUACGGUGCGUGUCAACAACAAUUAGGACUUUCCGAUGAGUUUAUUAAAAACAGUCAAGACAAAACAAGAUUGGGCAGCUUCUUCUUAUGCAUAUACAGCAAUUUAGGGGUCCUAAGUUCAAAGGGAGAUUUAAUUGAAAAUGAAACGACGCCCAAAUGUAGUAUGCCGCCAAAUCUGUCUCCUGCUCUAAAAGCGUGGUAUUAUCAAGAGUGCUUUAAAAAUGCAAUGCAAUAAAGCAAAACUGAAACAGAGUAAAUAAGACUGUCAAAACUAAUAAUUAUUUAAGAAUAAUAAAUGUUUAAUAAAAUUAAAUUAAG
Diabrotica virgifera virgifera (western corn rootworm) is the source of this 802-nucleotide messenger RNA. RefSeq lists its product as uncharacterized. Gene Ontology annotation, molecular function: odorant binding. Lineage: Eukaryota; Metazoa; Arthropoda; Insecta; Coleoptera; Chrysomelidae. The transcript is spliced from 3 exons. The record is from RefSeq and is a predicted model, not a curated record. Gene Ontology annotation, biological process: sensory perception of smell. Bases 72 to 719 code for a protein of 215 amino acids.